Molecule: messenger RNA, 553 nt
Organism: Linum tenue
Lineage: Eukaryota; Viridiplantae; Streptophyta; Magnoliopsida; Malpighiales; Linaceae
Source: the annotation of a GenBank genome assembly
UUUCCCAGUCGUAAACCCCAUCUUCGCCGUCCCGCGGCGAGAAGAAGAAAAGAAGGGAGCGGCGGCUCCCCAUCCCGACUUCCCGACCCCGAUCCCAUCCAUUUCGUGUUUCUAGAAGUGUUAGAGGUUGUGGAAUUUAUCGAAGUAGAGGAAGCAGUCAAGGUGGAAGAGGUUGGAACAUGGACAAUGUUCAGUGUUCUUAAGUAUCAUAGGUUGGGAUACUUUCGAGUUAAUUGUCCAAAGUGGUACAAUCAACAUACAAAAUACUCUGAACAAGGUGAUGUGAAGGAUAAUGUUUUUUAUGGCAUGUAGUGAUCAAGAGUUAGAUCAAAAGGAGCAGGAUCAUUUUUCGUUGAUGGCUAUCAAAGACGAGAAAGAAGAGAUUGUGGACAAUCAAGGUCAGUGUGAGUCAGCGGCGGAUUCAGAACACAGAAAAGCACUGGGCCGCAUUUCAUUAGAAAAUUAGAACCGUAAAAAAAAAAUAUUAUAGUUUUUUUUACAAUAUAAAUUGUAACGACGAUAUUUUAAUUUAGCGAAUACAUCAAUAAUGGAG